Arvicola amphibius (Eurasian water vole) is the source of this 2454-nucleotide messenger RNA. RefSeq lists its product as uncharacterized. Lineage: Eukaryota; Metazoa; Chordata; Mammalia; Rodentia; Cricetidae. The record is from RefSeq and is a predicted model, not a curated record. The coding region runs from base 134 to 832 and encodes 232 amino acids. The transcript has 3 exons.
UCACCCACAGACGCCUGUGAAAUUAAUAAAAUAACCUCAUGCUAAUUGCAUCUGUUGGUUUGGGUCAUCGAGUUAAGGGGGAAAUCGCCACCCUUGAAAACGAGGGUCUUUUCAUUUUGGAGGUCCCACCGAGAUGCAUUUUGAAGCCCCCCUACUCGAUAACCCACUGAGCCAAACAGGAGGUGCCUUCCUUCACCGGGCUGCUGCUCCUAUGCCCUGCUCACGUCGAUGGACUAUGGAUCCUACCAGCAUCUACAGAAAGGACAGGUGGCUGGCAGAGCGGCAGGCUGAGCUGUGCCAGGCAGAGCCGGAAAUGAUGGCGAAGCUCUCCUGGGGCACAAGGCUGGGAGUCCUAGCCGAGCAGGUAUACAAAACUGAAGACCCUCCAGUUGGUGCAGCAAGAAAUCUAAAAGCCCCCGACAGCUGCCCACCAGGACUCAGAUCGGGUUCCUGUCACCCCUCACCCCUUCAAGAUAGGCGACAGCGUUUGGGUCCGGAGACAUCAGACAAAAACUUUGGAACCACGGUGAAAAGGUCCAUGCACUGUACUCCUGACCACCCCAACUGCUCUGAAGGUGGACGGAAUUGCUGCCUGGAUCCACGCAUCGCACGUCAAAGCAGCCCAGCUGGAGCACCUCAUCGACAAUCCGGAUCCAGGAUCACCAUGAAAGCUCCAGCACACCCAAAACCCACUAAAGAUAAGACUUGUCAGGGCUUAAUAUUGAUCACAACCCUGGCCCUCCUUGCCCUAGAUGCCAGGGUCGCGGGGAGCCCUCACAUACCAAAAAAACUUACUUGGCAAGUGUUCUCCCAAUUGGGGGACAUGGUCUAGUCUGUCACUGGCCUUCACCCUCCGGGGGCCUGGUGGCCUAGUCUUAGCCCUGAUUUUUGCCAGCUGGCCGCGGCGCUUGAGACAUGGGGCAUAGCUGCUUUUAAAUAUGAUCAGCUAACACUUAAUAUGGAACAACCUCAGGAGGCGAUGGGAUAGAAGGCUGUUCCAAUCUUAUUAGGCGACUUCUUCUUGCUCCACUUGAUUUUUAUGUCUGCCCCUGGGAUGGGAGAAAUCAGGCUACUGCCCACCGAUGUGGAGGCCCUGGGGAAUAUUUUUGUGCUGCCUGGGGAUGCGAAACCACAGGUGAUGCGUAUGGGAACCCAUCCUCCUCCUGGGAUAAGAUUAUAGUCCGCCGUGGAUAAAAAAAGCCUCCCCACCUUGAGAAAAUACUAAAAACAGGGAACUGCAGGCAAGGAACAGGUGAAUGGUCCUGCACCUCGGGAUACUGUUUACCCCUUAACAUUUCUUUUACUCCCCAAGGAAAGCAGGAUUAUCAAAGCUGGAUAAAGGGACCACCUCGCCUCCUAAUGCCGGGGAGAGAUUGUACGAUCUGAUAGAGGGAACAUACUCGGCCAUUAACUCCACUCAGCCGGAGUUAACACAAGCCUGCUGGCUCUGCCUGGCCCCUAGUCCCCCCUAUUAUAAAAAAAAAUAGCCAUAACUGAAAAUAUAACUUAUGCUAACAGCAUCCCAGAGGUCUGCAAGCAUCAGAACAUAUACAAGUUAACCCUCCCUCAAAUAGGACAAGGAACAUGCUUAGGAAGUGUGCCCCAAGCCUAUCAGCCUUUUUGUAACCACACACUGACAUUCCCCAAGGAAAACUAUUACCUGCUCCCCCCUCCAGGGACAUUGUGGGCUUGUAAUUCGGGCCUAACUCCGUGUGUGUCAACCCAGGUCUUUGACCAAAUUGCAGACUAUUGUAUACUGGCACAGAUACUGCCCCACAUUAUCUAUUAUGCCCCAGAGACUGUUAUGGACUUUUAUGAAGGCAGUUCCUGCUCCAAAAGGGAACCCAUUACGUUGACCUUGGCUAUGCUGCUGGGGGUAGGAGGGGUUGCUGCAGGAAUAGGAACAGGGGCUGCUGCACUGGUACAAGGCAACAAGCUGGCCUACCUUCAGGACAUCAUUAGUGCAGAUCUGCAGGCCCUUGAAAACUCCAUCUCCCUGUUAGAAAACUCUCUUACUUCCCUGUCUGAAGUGGUUCUACAAAACAGGAGGGGACUAGAUCUGCUGUUCCUUAAAGAAGGGGGCCUAUGUGCGGCCCUUAAGGAAAAAUGUUGUUUCUAUGCAGACCAUUCUGGAGUCAUCCGGGAUUCCAUGGCUAAGCUUAGGGAGUGUCUCAAACAGAGACGCAGAGAAUAUAAAACACAACAGGGCUGGUUUGAAGGAUGGUUUUAUAGAUCUCCUUGGUUGACCACUUUAAUCUCCACAAUUAUGGGACCCCUUAUAAUUUUGCUCUUGAUUCUGACCUUUGGACCUUGUAUCCUUAAUAGGCUAGUUCAGUUCAUGAAAGACAGAUUAUCUGUAAUAUAGACUAUGGUUCUGGCCCAGCAACUAACCCAACCAGGGAACAAGAACAAUGGGUUUAAAAAUCUAUUCCCAAAAAAAAAAAAAAAAAAAAA